AUGGACGACUCGCAGGCCCGACACCCGUCGAACACUCAGCACGCCGAGCCCAUGACAGGCACGCAGGCCCCGAUAGGCACACAGCAGUCCGUGAUGGCAAGCUCCUGCCUGUGGCCCGUCAACGUCAACACGCUCACCAACCCGCCCCCUACGACAGGACCAGCCCCUUCCGUCCAGCACGGCAACCCCAACUCCAGGCAGCCCAACAACAACAAUGUCGUCCGUACAUCCUCCACCACGUCUUCCGUCUCACCCCGCUCCUCCCGCCGUGGUCUCGUCCCGUCGCCGCUCCUCCGCCGCAUCGCCGGCUCCUCCACGCCCAUGACGCGCACGCAGGUCCGCGAAGUCAUCGCCACCAUCGGCCAGCUCUUCCCGCACAUUCCCUACGCCGUGUGCGGCCACUCCGCCAUGAUGUGGUACGGCGACACCCCCCUCAAACGCCCCGCGCACGUAUCCCUCGUGUGCCCGCCCGACUCGCUCGCGCCGCUGCUCCGCUGGGCCGUCGCCAAGGGCCUCCCGCUGUGCGACCGCUGGGAGUCCAACGGCAACGACAACUGCAACGGUGGCACAGGCGGCGGCGAAGGCGUAGGCUUCUGCGUGCCCACCGCCGCAGACGGCAUCCCGCGCCCCGUCCGCGUCCGCCCCUACGACGGCUUCUUCACCACGCUGCGGGCCCUCCCCGCGAAGGACGCGUUCGGCGCGUGUAUCCUGACGUUGCCGUGCUUGGCGGACGCGGUGGCGACGGACUACGUCCGGGCGUUGGGCGGCGGGGACUACCGCGCGAUCGUGCUGCGUGCCGGGGAUGUGUUUUGGCUGCUGCGCAAGAUGGCGGCGCUGAAGGGCGGAGACGAGCGGCAGGCGUUGACGCCGGAGAGGGCGCCGGUGUUUGCGAGUGCGAGGUUCCUGCAGCCGUUUACGGCGUCGCAUGUGUACUCGGUGGACUUGUUGCACAGGGCUGGGCUGGAUCUUUCGAAGGUGCCGGGCCUGGCGCUGCCGUCGGGGUGUGGCCACCAGCUGCACCACCAGCAGCGCGGCCUGCCCCCGGCCUUUCCGACAAAGCAGCCCAUCCCGGUCCGCGAGGCGGCAUCACAGACUAUUCCACGGCACAGCCCGCAACAGCCGGAAGCACCAUGCCCGGACCCGCUUCAUGACCGUGACGGCAUCGGCGCAGGCCCCCGUUACGGAAGUGCCCUCGGACAGGACGAGGCGCGCGCACCUCGUGCGAACCUACGACUCAGCCAUGUUGGCCACUUCCUCUGCGCGGUAGCCCGCUUUCACCUCAUGGGCGAGAUCCACAGCCUCAAGAGACAGGUGCUCGCCCUGGAGGCUCUUCACGGGUUGCGGUCACCUUUCUCACCCACGACGCCUCGACGAGAAGACGUUGACACUGCUGACCCAGCCGUCGAACAUCGGCCCAUCACCAAAACUCCACCACCCCUAUCCCAACCCAUCCCUUCGCAACCGCAUCACCAACACCCGCCCACCACAAACAACCCCCCAUCGUCCUCCCCCAGCACCACCAGCAGCACCAAACGACACAUCCACUUCGACGCCCUCACCCUCUCCAAGCCUAUCCUCCCCCGCCGCCGCAGCUGCUACACCAAACCCGCAUCAUCACACCUCCGCCCGACGCACCACCGGGCGAAAUCGACGGCGCUGACGACGCAGCCAUCCAGCCGCACGAGAGGGGGCGCAGCCGCCAUCACCCCGGCGCGCCCCACGGGCGGCUUGCCGCUGUCCCAGCUCGGGUCCAUCCGUCGCAGCCGUGCAUGGCCCAGCGUCAAGCGGGAGAUCAUCGCGCGGAAGAGGUCCCCGCCGGUGUCAUCGGACGACACGGCCGCGAGCGGCGGCACGACGACGACGACGAGUGGAAGUGACUCGGCGACGAUGAGUAGUAGUAGCGGGGAGGCGAGUAGCUGUGAUUCGAGGGCGACGGAUGGAGGAAAGUAG
Molecule: messenger RNA, 1950 nt
Organism: Purpureocillium lilacinum
Lineage: Eukaryota; Fungi; Ascomycota; Sordariomycetes; Hypocreales; Ophiocordycipitaceae
Source: RefSeq, a predicted model, not a curated record